AUGGAUAACGAGUGGAAGAACGCAAAGUCGAAAUUAGAAAAUCUUUUCACUGACAGCAAGAUGCGUAGUGCAAUCAAAGGUCAACUUCUAGGGAUAGAUAUAAAGAACCGACUUGAAUAUUUUGAAGGAGAUGACGAAGAAAUUAAGGCUUCCCUUAAUACAUUUCUAUUUGUUCAGAAUGGACCUAUCAACCAGCAAGAACGUUAUAUGAGAAGUGCUGGCACAGGCAAGUCAAGAAAUGCUGAAGAAUUUUAUAGAACAGCAAUUGCAUGCCUUUCGGCAGUGUUGUCAUGGGACAUAAUGGGACAUUUGGGACUUAUAUGGGACAUAGUUGGGACAUAUAAUGAGGAUCUUGAACUGAGAAAGAAAAUUGAGGAUGCUUUUGUAUUCAGCGUUGGAUUUAAAAAUGAAAAUAGCUUGAGAUGUGGUGUAGAAUAG
Molecule: messenger RNA, 438 nt
Organism: Funneliformis geosporum
Lineage: Eukaryota; Fungi; Glomeromycota; Glomeromycetes; Glomerales; Glomeraceae
Source: the annotation of a GenBank genome assembly